AUGAGUGAUUUAUCAGUCGCUUGUAAUAUUAAUGUAGAAGACGUGAAUAAAAUCAACACCGGACUGUUGGUUGACAGAAACAAAGAUGGCACCAUCAAGAGUCUCAAAUACCCAAACGUUGAUAGGUUUAUGUGGGAACCCACUAAAAGUAUCGAUUUCUACUGUGGAACUACUAAGAAAUCUGUCACAUGCUCAUCUACAACAACAGCCGAAGAUUUGAAGUGUACCUCAACAGUUAAACUUGACAGAUCUGGUGGAAACAAAAAAUGUGGUAAAAAUAAUGCCGGGACAUUGUGGAACAUGGGUUUCAAAAUAGGGGCACAGGAAUCGCUACAAUUGUACCAGAUAUGCUUCAAUAUGGAGACAUGCUCGGUGCUUUACACAAGUCAUCAACUUUGGGGCUACACAAUUCCUCUACAGGUCUCGAAAUUUGGAGCGACUAUGAUGCCAUUUGCUUGUAAAGGUUUGACUUUUGGCAACUUUUAUCGGGACACAAACAGACAAACGGGUAUCAAAUCGGUCAAGGAAAAUCCCGGAAAAUUCUACAAACGCGCUUUGAUGGUUCCGGAUCAAGAUUUCCCGGUGAAAACUUGGAGGAUUCCUUUGAAUACAUACGCAAAUGGAGCGCCAGGUUGGGAGAGUAUUGUUUCCGCUCCAACCGGAAAUUGGUUUCAGGUUCAGGAAAAAAUUAAAACAUUGGCAAAUUUUACUGGAAAAAUUUACGAUGUGCACACUGGCGUCUUUUAUCGUUCCGAAGGACAGAAAGAAUUCCUCAACGCAAAAGAAAAGGCCAUCGAAAUUCCCCAGUGGUUCUGGAAGGUGCUCAUCCAGGACAAAAGUAGUAUCGUGUUUUAU
Messenger RNA from Uranotaenia lowii, 855 nucleotides. RefSeq lists its product as uncharacterized. Gene Ontology annotation, cellular component: mitochondrial inner membrane; nucleus. The record is from RefSeq and is a predicted model, not a curated record. The annotation marks the transcript as partial. NCBI's taxonomy places the organism in Eukaryota, Metazoa, Arthropoda, Insecta, Diptera, Culicidae. Gene Ontology annotation, biological process: apoptotic DNA fragmentation. The transcript is spliced from 3 exons. Gene Ontology annotation, molecular function: nucleic acid binding; metal ion binding; single-stranded DNA endonuclease activity.